UGCGAGCUAGCCUGUACGAUGCUCGAAGUGGCGAGUACGGCUCCAUCCAGCUUACCGCCCCUGUAUGACGAUGUUUUUCCUGCAUUACCCUCUGUUGGGACCGAACAGAGACCAGUGGCGGAAGGACUAGCUUCAUAUCAGCCUGCCGAUUCUGUGGAGGUUGUUAAAAUACCUCUAGAUGAGAGGAGGUAUCAGUCGACAGAUGAGUCCAUGUCAUUGGAGCAGUCACGUGUUUGUGCUGCUAUAGGGAAAAGUCUUGGCGUGAAAAUUGAACUAACAAACUCAAAGAACAAUUCUCUAAACAUCCUUAUUUCUGGUCCUGCAGCACAAGUUGCAAAGGCCAAAGUGAUGGUUAUCCAGGACUUACAGCAGCAAGCCCAAAGGGUAAUUAAAGUUCCCCAUGAAUUUCAUCGAUUUAUUAUUGGCUCUGGCGGUCAGAGGAAAAAGGAUCUUGAAUCAAGCACCCUUACCAAGAUAUAUGUUCCAUCUUCGUCUUCCAAAUCAAAUGAGAUCAUAAUUGUUGGUUCCUCUAACAAGAUUAUUGCUGCGGAGAAAGAAAUUCUUCGGAUUGUGGAAUACCAGUCUCAACAAGCUGAAGAAAAAUUGACCAUUCCUAAAAUAUAUCACCCAUUUAUUUGCGGAGCCUUUAACCGCACUGUAAGCGAAAUCAUGGAGAGGACGGGUGCGAGGAUUUCUAUCCCUUCAGCAAGGAGCCCAAAUCUUGACAUCAAGGUGUCCGGGAAAAAGAAUGAAGUUGCUAAAGCGGUUUCCGAAAUCACCAAAAUAUACAAGGCUCGUGAGGAACGCUGUACCACAAUAACUUGUUCGGUACAGCGCGACAAGCAUCGCCUUGUUAUCGGAUUUCGCCGAAGUGGACUGCAGGAGAUUUUUGACAAGACGGGAGUUUUCGUUGAACCUCCGGAAGACCCUGAGGGUGAGGAGUUUGUUCUCCGUGGCUUUCCUGAAGAUCUUGGACUUGCCACGACCUUAAUUUUCAAGCGUGCCUCCAGCUCUGCUACCAAAUGUAUUGUCGCUCCUCAGCGUCUUUACAAACUUUUGAUUGGAAAGAAGGGAUCCGCCUUAAAUUCUAUUCUGGAGGGUUAUGCUGCCGUUCGAGUUGGGUUCUUAGAGGGUGAAGACAAGAUAACGGUGGAGGGACCUCCAGAAGAGGUUUUGGUGGUCGAUAAGCGCUUAAGGACAAGAGUCGACGAGCUCACUGCGUCGCACUACUUGGAUUUCAUAAAGGUGGAUCCUAAGUACCAUUUGAAGUUGUUGGGGAACGGCCCUGAUAGCAUAAAUCGAUAUGUUCGGUCCCAUCGCUUGAGUGUUUGGUUUCCAUCCGCUAAGGAAUGUGGGAGGAUAGCAAAUGAGUCUGACGUCUUUAUUGAAGGUGAACGACAAUCUGUUGAAAAUGUGAAGGAGGAGAUUAGCAAACUCGUUAAGAAAUGGGAGAACGAGAAAAUUAGGGACGUGAUAGUUGAUCCUCGUAUCCAAAAUUUGUUAAGGUCUGGUAAUCCCCCUCCUAUUCAUGCAAUAGAAGAAGCUUUUCCAGGAGCCGAAGUUAGGUGGCCUCAGCAAGCUGGCAGUGGUGAUAAGAGACAGCGUCAUAGCACAUCCACUGGUAAUGGGACUUCUGCCACCACGGACUACGUUUUGCAACUCUGUGGAGUUAGAGAUCAAGUUGAUUCUGCAUUUGAGAAGCUUAACAAAUUAGUAAAACAAAUUACGGAAGAAAAUUAUGAGCAAGAGUUCCGCAUUUUCAAGGAGUGUCUUCCGCGCAUUCUGGGCGCAACAAUUGUUAAUCUGCUGAGGGAAACGCGAACUCGCAUCCACUAUUUCCCUCCCUCUGACGACGGUUCUCAACCCGUCAGUAUUAUUGGUCGUCGAGCGGACGUUGAUAAUGCAGUUGCACGCCUUGAAAAAUUACAGAAAUCUAUGGCGAACGUACAGGAAAUUGCCAUUACUUUACCCACAUUGAUGCUUUCGAAACAGCCCGGAAACUCGACCACUCCCGCAGCCCGUCUUCGAUCCAUUCGUGAGCAAUGUGACGGCGUCCAGUUGAAGACGAAUCCCGCUCAACCUCGCCAGCUGAUCAUUUCAGGCCCACCUGAGGCUUUGAAAAAGGCCAAUAUUCUUAUCGAGUCAAUGUGUGCGAAGAUGCUCGAGCGUUGCUCUGACUGCGUCGUAUUUGCGAAUCCAAAGUUCCAUGGCCAGUUGAUUGGUCGUGGCGGUGCCACGUUGAAGAAGUUUCGUGAAAGACACAAUGUUGAGGUUCUUUUUCCGGAUCGUUUAGAGAGCGAUCCAAAGCGUGCCUCAGAGAUCCACGUUAUUGGUGAGAAGGAAGCCGUUGUGAAGGCGGUGGAGGACAUGAAACAGACAGUGAAGAAUAUGGAGGAUGAAACAGAUAUCACAAUAAAGUGUGAACCAUCUGUUAUUAAUGAUCUUUGGGUUUACCGAAGCGCUUUCCAUCAUCCAGAAUUAGAUCGUGUUAAGGUUAUAUUUCCAAAAUCACCUAACUCCUUUAAUCGUCGUGCUGAUCAGGGAGGAAGUGGGCAUCCUUCCUCAAACGAGAAUGUGGAUGCUACAAUCCGCAUUUUCGGACCGAAGGGUUGUAUUGAGGAUGCGCAGCAGUGCAUAAUGAGCAUGAUCGAAGACGUCAAGAACCAGACGGUUGUCAAACACCCGGUAACUGAGGUUGACCAGUUCCAAGUCCUCAGUCGACUUCGUUCAACUAUUUCUGAUAUGCAAAAACGUCAUCAGGUCUUGAUCAGCUUACAGCUUAACCGAGACGGCUUUCGAGAAGAUCAAAGUGAGCGGAUCCUAUACGGUCAUAUAGUUCUCACCGGCACUGCAGAAAGAAUCAAUAGUGUUCUGAAGAACGAAAUCCUUCCUUUGUUACCUAUCUCCCAGGAGGUUGCUUUCCCGCGUGAGUUUUACGGCAAACUAUUUAUGGCUGAACAGCCUCCACAACCACCACAGACUUCCACUCGCCGAGGACAGGGGGCUUCUCAACGAGGUAUUGGUCAUAUGAAGAAUGGAAAUUCUCGCGCCACCGUUUUGUCUGGCCAUCAGUCUGAAAAUGGGGAAGCAGCACCCAAGACAAGGCUAAAUGCCCUUCGAACUAAAUUCAAUGUUUUCAUCAGUGUCCCUCCAAGAAUCCCUCGAGGUUCUGAUCGGAUCACCAUUCGUGGCACUCCUGAUGCUGUUGAGGCUUGUAAAUCUGAGUUAAUUUCUCUUGAAGCUCAGUUCCUGGCUGAGAAGGCGGACUGGGAAGCACGUAACUACGAGGAGAUCCUAAAUACAGAGGAACGUUAUCUUGGCCGGAUUAUAUCUGGGGAAAGGGAACGGUUACUAAAUCAGUAUGGUGUAGCUAUUUUCACGCGAGGUCGCACCGCUGCGUCUUCAAAUGCUCAAUCUACUUUAUUGAAUUCGGAAACCGAUGGUGGAGAUGCUCCUGCAGAGGGAUCCAGUCUCCCCAACAACUUAGCGGAUGGUGGACGCUACGCCGGUUAUCGUCUCGUAAGCUCAGCUAACGUGCCUCUGGUGCUCCAGGGCUACAAGGAGAAAGUCAAGUUGGCUCGUGAAGAGUUGGAAAAGCUCUUUCAAAAAUUUACUUCAUUUACGUGCAUUGAACUUCAUAUUCCUUUGGAGGCUCAUGCACGUUUGAUUGGGUCUCAUCACUAUAACAUUCACCGUUUGGAAGAGUUGUAUGAUGUUGAUGUGGAGUUUCCACCCCGUGGAGCUAAAGGGGAAGCAGCUGAGGUCGUCCUCGUAAUGGGGUACCCUGAUAACGUUGAUGAAGCCUGUAAUGAAUUGAUUAACAAGGCUAACGAUAUUGUAAGUCUUUGUUUGAACAUGAAUCUAGUGCUUUACAAAAACCAGAUCCUCGAGAGUCGCCAAAUCGGAGCGAUUUUCUGGUACUUGGUGCUCCUUGGGAAUGCACCCAAAAUAACCCUCCUUCAGACAAAUAAUUUGGUCCCUCUCCUCGCUUUUCACGGUCCUUACCUUUAUUUCCUGCCAUUGCGUGCAUUCUUUUCCUUUCGUUUGGAUUGUGAUCCCACUGGCACUUGUUCUCAGGCAUUCUUAGAUGGUUGGUACAGCUGCAUUCGUUGA
Hydatigera taeniaeformis is the source of this 4113-nucleotide messenger RNA. The record is from the annotation of a GenBank genome assembly. NCBI's taxonomy places the organism in Eukaryota, Metazoa, Platyhelminthes, Cestoda, Cyclophyllidea, Taeniidae.